CAUUAAAAGCAAAAACCAAGGAUCCAGAACCAUGAAAACCAGACUUGGAUGUCUGUCCAAUAAAUCUGACUCCUGCAGUGACUUCUCUGAAUUUUUGCCUCCUGGGCCAGAGAGGUCCACAAGAUACCUAAAGUUGUCCACAGAUGAAGUGACUAAAUGGGCAGAUUCAUUUGAUGCUCUUCUGUCACACAAGUAUGGCCUGGCAGCAUUCAGAGCGUUCCUUAAAACGGAGUUCAGUGAUGAGAACAUUGAGUUCUGGUUAGCUUGUGAGGACUAUAAAAAGAUUAAAUCACCUGCAAAGCUGGUGUCUAAAGCCAACAAGAUCUACAAGGAAUUUAUUGAUGUUCAAGCACCUAAAGAGGUUAAUAUAGAUUUCCGGACAAGGGAAGAGACCAAACAGAAGCUUCUGGAGCCGACCUCCUCCAGUCUUAAUGAGAUCCAAGCAAAGGUGUACAGCCUAAUGGAGAAAGACUCCUACCCUCGGUUUCUGCGAUCAAAAAUCUAUCAGGAGCUGCUGAACAGAACACAGAUGUACUGUCAGAGGAAAUCUGUUUAAGAUUGAAUCUCUGGGUUGUUUUGCUUGUGUGUAAAUCCUAUGGAGAUGUUAGAACAGACCUUUACUGUUAUACAUAUCAAAAUAUUCCCUGGGUUUACUGGAAAAAGUUACUGAAUAUGCAUUGUAGAACUGUGAAGCUAGUUUGCACUUGUAUAGAGUAUAGCCUAACCCAUCACUGUGCUCCUGCACAUGUGCAUUUAAUCUGUACUCCUUCACAACAGUAACGUCAAGUACUUUGCAAAAAUCA
Molecule: messenger RNA, 803 nt
Organism: Colossoma macropomum (tambaqui)
Lineage: Eukaryota; Metazoa; Chordata; Actinopteri; Characiformes; Serrasalmidae
Gene: rgs8
Product: regulator of G protein signaling 8
Exons: 5
Coding region: 32-556 (174 amino acids)
Source: RefSeq, a predicted model, not a curated record